AUGCCGUCUUCAGACAGGAAAGUGGACGGGAAGGGGACCAGGGGGAUCGAGGGCUGGCGGGGAGAAGCAGACACCCUCCCGGCAGAGGGGCAGGAUGGGGGCAGGAAAGUUAGAAAAGGUGACAUCUUCUCGGGGGGAGCCGAGACUGCGCAAGGCUGGGGGGCUGCGGGCUCAUCCCAGGCAGAAAGGGCAAGAGGGCAGGGACGGAGCGCAGUGGCCAGCGUAGGGUCCAGCACGUGGGGUGGUACCCCAGGCCCGGGUCAGACAGGGACAAGGCAGGGGACACAAAACAGAGGGGUCCCCAGCUGCCACCUCACCCACCGUAAUUCAUUUAGUAGCAGGCACAGGGGCAGCUCUGGCAGGGCUUUCUCAGGCCUGUGCCGGAGCCUCGAGGGCUGGAGAGCGGGAAGACAGGCAGUGCUCGGGGAGUAGCAGCAGGACGUCACCAGGAGGGCGAAGCGGCCACGGGAGGGCCCCGGGACAUUACGCAGCAAGGAGGCUGCAGGGGCUCGGCCUGCGGGCGCCGUUCCCACGAGGCACUGCGGCCCAGGGUCUGGUGCGGAGAGGGCCCACAGUGGACUUGGUGACACUGUAUGCCCUCACCGCUCAGCCCCUGGGGCUGGCUUGGCAGGCAGUACAGCAUCCAGGGGAGUCAAGGGCAUGGGGCGAGACCAGACUAGGCGAGGCGGGCGGGGCGGAGUGAAUGAGCUCUCAGGAGGGAGGCUGGCGCAGGCAGGGGUGAGGAGCACAGCAGGCGGCGAGCGGGAGGCACUGGCCUCCAGAGCCCGUGGCCAAGGCGGGCCUCACGGGCGACGACGGAGCCGGGAUCGGUGCCUCAGCGUUCGGGCUGGAGACGAGGCCAGGUCUCCAGUCGGGGUGGACGUGCCCACCAGCUGCCGAAGGCCGGGACGCCGGGUCCGGCGGACUUGCCGAGUGGGACAUGACAUGGUCCGGUGUGACGGCGAGGACAGAAGGGGCGCGUCCGGCCUUCCUGAACACCCUAGGCUGGUGGGGCUGCGGCAAGAAGCGGGUCUGUUUCUUUACUUCUCCCACGGAGUCGGCACACUACAGCUGCCCUCAGGGCUCCCAGAACCCACAACAUGAAAGGUGAAGCUAGAGGAACAAGACCUCAUCAACCCAACACCAAAGACGCCAUUGGACCAGCAGCGCCCGCAGCACCCACCCCCCACCAGCGACUCCAUCUUCAUGGCCACCCCCUGCGGCGGACGGUUGACCACCAGCCACCGCGUCAUCCCAGAGCUGAGCUCCUCCAGCGGGAUGACCCCGUCCCCACCACCUCCCUCUUCUUCUUCUUCAUCCUUCUGUCUCUUUGUUUCUGAGCUUUCCUGUCUUUCCUUUCUCUGAGAGAUUCAAAGCCUCCCCGACUCUGUUUCCCCCGUCCCUUCUGAAUUUAAUUUGCACUAAGUCAUUUGCACUGGUUGGAGUUGUGGAGACGGCCUUGAGUCUCGGUGCGAGUGUGCGUGAGUGUGAGCCACCUUGGCAAGUGCCCGCCCAGGGCCCGGCCGCCCUUCAUCUGGGCUGGGUGACUGGGCGCCGGCUGUGUGCCCGAGGCCUCACUCUGCCCUCGCCUAGUCUGGAAGCUCCAACAUCACGGGGCAACCUUCAAGCAUUCCAUUACGCCCCAUCUCGCCCUGUGCCCCUCCCCACCAGGGCUUCAGCAGGAGCCCUGGACUCAUCAUCAAUAAACACUGUUACAGCAA
Messenger RNA from Cercocebus atys (sooty mangabey), 1721 nucleotides. Its product is annotated as 5E5 antigen. Lineage: Eukaryota; Metazoa; Chordata; Mammalia; Primates; Cercopithecidae. The record is from RefSeq and is a predicted model, not a curated record.